Messenger RNA from Struthio camelus australis, 1628 nucleotides. The record is from RefSeq and is a predicted model, not a curated record. Lineage: Eukaryota; Metazoa; Chordata; Aves; Struthioniformes; Struthionidae.
AUGGCGCAGGGGGCUGCCAUCCUCAGCCGAUUUGCUCGGCUGGCGCAUGCCACGGACAGAGACUGUGAAGCGAAGGAUGCGGCUUUGAGUUGGUGCCACGAGCCCUGCACGUCUUGUGGUGCGGAAGAGGCCACUGCCCAGCGCUUCCUGCCUGCGUUCACAUGCCUGGGUCUCUUUGCCCUGCUCAUCCAGGGACUUGGAAAGGCAAGCGAGGAUGGGGAGAGCAUGGGCCACUGCCCCUUCUGCCAGCGGCUCUUCAUGGUGCUCUUGCUCAAAGGGGUGCCCUUCACCCUCACCACUGUGGAUGUGAAGAGGGCGCUGGACGUGUUGAAGGACUUUGCCCCAGGGGCUCAGCUACCCGUGCUGCUCUACAAUGGUGAGCCCAAGACCGACACCGGCAACAUCGAGGACUUCCUGGAGGAGCAGCUGAGGCCUCCCAUGUUUCCCAGCCUGGUCCCACGGUACAAAGAGUCGAGGUUGGCUGGGAAUGAUGUCUUCCACAAGUUCUCCACCUUCAUCAAGAACCCGGUGCCUGCCCAGGAUGAGGCGCUGCAGCGGAGCCUGCUGAAGGCUCUCCUGAAGCUGGACGGGUACCUGAAUGCCCCCCUGGAGCAUGAGCUGGCCCGUGACCCACGCCUCCCAGUCACCCAGCGCCGCUUCCUGGAUGGCGACCAGCUCACAUUAGCCGACUGCAACCUGCUGCCCAAGCUCAACAUUGUUCAGGUCGUGUGCCAGCAUUACCGCCACUUUGGGAUCCCCAAGGACCUGCGGGGCGUGUGGCGCUAUCUCAACAACGCCAAGGAAACUAAGGAGUUCAAAUACACCUGCCCCAAUGACGAGGAGAUAGUGCAGGCCUAUCGCUCCGUGGUCCGGCCUCCACAGUGAGCCGGGCACGUGCCCAGGUGGGCCCGGGGCCAGCGCUGGGCAGCAGCCGAGCCCCAGCCCCACCCCUGCCAUGACCACUGCCGUCCUUCCUGCAAACUUAGGAGGGCAGAGGGCAUGAGCUAUGCCUUGGGCACCCAAACUCCCCAGCUGGCACCCCUGCAUGAGGUGCCAGCAGCACGCUGCAUUGCAUCGAGCCCUCUAGCGGGCUCUCACUUCGUGUGUCACGCUCCCCUCCUGGCCAGAACCCCCUCAACCUGCCCUGCAACCCCCCAAGCAUCAGGAUUGGUGCCAGGGAGCCUUAGCUGAGAACGUCAUCUAUAACAAAACCAGGUAGUGCCCAGGGUAACAGCAGGAGCAGAUCCUCACAUAGAGAAGGAAAAGCUGCCCACAACAGAGGGCUACUGGGCCCAAGCACAGCUCUGACAGCAGCCAUUCCUGCAGCCUCCCUUGGAGACGCACCAUGCCACCCUCAGCAUGUGUGACUCAGUGACAAGAGUCAGCAGCCAUCACAGGAUGCCAGUAAGGAGCAGCACAGGGUCAGGGGAACUGGCACAGCCAUACAAAGUCCUGGGAACAGAGUCGGGGGGAUGCAGAGGGUAGUGGACAUGGCACCGUCCCAGCUCCCCGUGACCUGGGCUAGGGGAGCAGAGAACACUAUCCUCCUAGAACCUGCUGUUAGGAAGCUCUUGGCAGCAGAUUUGGGACAGGAAUGGGGGCAAAGCAGGGAAAGUCCAAGCCAUGUA